Molecule: messenger RNA, 2636 nt
Organism: Spodoptera exigua (beet armyworm)
Lineage: Eukaryota; Metazoa; Arthropoda; Insecta; Lepidoptera; Noctuidae
Source: the annotation of a GenBank genome assembly
GUUGGAAUCAACUUGUUAGCGCAAGCACAUCACGGUUUCCGACACUUAUAAUAAGGAAGGUAUACGCACAGAAUCUCAGUAGUGUGAGAUCUCUCAAACUGACAACAUGGCAAAGUUAAUAUUACUAUUAGGUCUGGUCGGCAUGGCGCUAGCGUCGCCUUUUGACUACGACGAUUUUUUCUCACGGAACUAUGUAGAAACACCUCUUGGUAAAAGCAUAGAUACGGCCACCCUGAAGCUUCUCAAGGAAGCUUACACCUUGGCAGAGGACAAGAACGUUGUCUCAUCCCCCUUAAGUCUUAUGAUCCUGUUGUCUUUGUUCAAUUCUGGCGCAGGGCCCCAAACCAAGGAAGAAAUCACUCGUUACUUAGGUGGCGCAGACUUCGCGACAUCCUACAGAGAUUUGAGUGUGAGAUUCUCCGACCUAAACCGGGACGUUUUGACAGUUGCCAACAAGGUGUACGUGUCAAACAAGUACAACCUGAAAGACACGUUCACAUCUGCAGUCCGAAGCUACCGCAGUGAGGUCGACAAACUUGAUUUUGGAAACAAAGAGGCUGCUGCUGCUGCCAUCAACCAAUGGGCCGAUGAAAAGACGAAAGGUUUAAUCAAGGAUCCCGUCCAACCCAGCAUGCUGAACGGUGACGUGGCUGCUGCUCUAUUCAACGUUAUUUAUUUCAAGGGACAUUGGCAUGUACCCUUCAAAGCAAAUGAAACAGAAGAAAAAGAUUUCCAUGUUACCAAAGACUUGGUAGUUAAAAAACCAACUAUGCGCCUGACCCAAUCCUUGUACUAUGCUGAGAGCGCUGAACUUGGUGCUAAGAUGGUAGAGUUGCCGUACAAAGAAACAGGUUUCCGCAUGAUCGUUGUGCUCCCGAACGAAAUAGACGGUCUGCCCUCAGUGCUCGAGAAAGCCUCACAAAAGGGACUACUCGAUGAGGUCUUCAAACUAAGUCCUCCUGGUACCGAUGUCGAAUUAGAGUUGCCUAAGUUUGAAGUUAAGAGCAAACUUGACUUCAACGAAAUCUUACCAAAGCUCGGAGUAUCCAAACUUUUUGAGGAACCUGCACUUGAUGUUGUCGAAGGCCAAUCUGUGGUAGUAUCCAAGGCAUUCCAAGAAGCCUUCAUCAAAGUUGAUGAGGAAGGAGCUACCGCUGGAGCAUUCACAGCCAUAAUAUUAGUUGAAACACUAUCUUUAUCCCCACCACAAACAAUCGAGUUCAAAGUGGACCGCCCGUUUUUAUACAUGAUAAUGUAUGAAGAUAAAGUUUUGUUUGCUGGCACAUAUACAAAAUGAGGUGAUGAUCCUACAAAUUUCGGAAAUAUUUGCUUUAUUUUAAUCUCUUUGACAGAUUUAAUGCAGCAUGCAUUUUUAAGAAGCAUGUAAUGGGUUUCUUUGAAAUUUUCUUUCUAACCAACCAAUAAUAUAAUAUCUUCUGAUCAUCUUUGUUUUCUUAUCCUGUUGUUGUAGGAAGAGUGCUGCCAUUUCUUCUUCUUCUUCGUCUACUACUUUUUUUACAAAAAAAUUGACUUUAUUGUCUUCUAUUAAUAAGAGAUAUUCAAUCGUAUCGUCCGCAUUUGUAAUGCCGCUAGAAUUGUACUAAGGCUUCAGCGCGAGUUUAUCGUCUGACGGACUGAAAGCUAAGCUUCGUUACAACUGUAUUUAGUGUAUUUAAUGUUUUCAACAUAAUUAUUACCAUGAAAAUAACACAACAUCAUACACGUAGCUUACGUAUCACGUAAGCUUCCACAAAGUAGACUGACUCCAACAUUUUUCAUUUACAGCUAUAUUCUUUUCGUUGGCACUUGAAGUAGACUGUAGAAGACGCCACAUAGCGCUUUAAGUUUUUAUUUAUAGGAAUUUUAGCACACAGCUAUAACGCCAUACGUUACAAUACAGAUAUACAAAACAAAGAACUUGAACAAAAACAAGAGGCUUACAAAAUACUAACUCAUAAAUGCCUGACUAGAGUCAAAGAAACAGCUUUAAUAUUGUUAUUGAUUCCUAGUGUUACUAAGAUUCCGCUAUUGUUUAAGAGUACGAUAAUUAUAAGGUUAAUCAUGAUAAUGUAUGUGCCCUUGAAGAAAAUCUUAAAAACUGAUUUUAUUUGCCUUAUUCGUUUCAUGUAUCGGAGUAUACCACUGGUGAAUUGAAAUAGCAUCAAUUAAUAUAAUCUCUUUGUUUUGUCAUUUGCAGCGGUAAUAUUAGUAAACAAAAUAUCUUUAUUCCCGCCACAAACAAUCAAGUUCACAGUAGACCGCCCGUUUUUAUACAUGAUUAUGUAUGAAGACAAAAUUCUGUUUGCUGGCACAUAUACAAAAUGAGGCGCCAUAAUAGUAGGCAUAUCAUCAUUCUCAAGACCACCACCCCCUAAGAUAUUCAAAGUGGACCAUCCAUUCCUAUAUGUAAUUCUGCUUGAAGACAAAAUACUGUUUGCUGGCACAUACAUCCAUUAGACAGAUUUAAAUUUAAGAGCUUCACAAACAUUGUUAUUUGUGCCAUUGUAUUGAUCAAACUAUGUAUUCAAAACUUUUAUUUAUCUGAUACUUAAAUUACAAACUGAAGGCGAAAGAUGAAAUAAAUAUCAUUUAUAAAAAAUAUACAAGUGUUUUAUUUAUUCCAUAUAGUGGUGCGG